CAAACUAUUGUAGGAUAGUGUGAAAUGUCCAAAAAUGAUGAUUUUUUUCAAAACAAAAAUUACCAACAAAAGCAAAUGAAAAAACAUGAGUAGUAGUACUAGUACCUUUGACUUCUGUAACCAAAUCCAUUUAUGUACUAUAUUUUAUUUUAUAUCUUCUUCUAAAAUCUAGUCACUGUCUCUCUUGUCCUUUUUUGUUGCAGUUUUGUUCACUCUUCUCUUAAGUAUCCUCUCACACUUCUCAUGAGUCACAUGAGUUUUCCUCACAAACUUCAACAACUCAAAAGACCAAACCCUUCUUUCAUGGAGACACAAAACCUUAUCCUUUUCAUCCUUCUCUUCUUUCUACCUUGUUCAUUUUCCUUUGUUCCUAUAGACAACUACUUAAUUAACUGUGGAUCACACAGCAAUGCUUCUCUUUUCAAUAGACUCUUCAUGAGUGAUUCAACUAAUCCAGGCUCAAAUUUUCUCUCUUCUGAUGAUUCCAUUUCUCUCACAAACAAAAACCCAUCUCCAAAUUUACAAACUUUGUAUCACACAGCAAGAGUUUUCAUUACCACUGGGAGAUACAGGUUCAACAUGAAGAAAAAUGGUACCCAUUUGAUUCGUUUUCAUUUCUUUCCAUUUAAAGAUCAAAGUUUUGACUUGAAAUCUGCAAAAUUUAGUGUCUUGGUUAAUGGAAUUUCAAUUCUAAGUCAAUUUAAGCCUCCUGAUGAUGUGAUGGUUAAAGAGUUUAUUUUGAAGAUUGAAUCAAAUUUGCUUCAAGUUUUGUUUAGACCCUUUAAAUCAGGUUUUGGAUAUGUAAAUGCUGUGGAAGUGUUUACUGCUCCUGAAGAUUUUGUUAUAGAUUAUGGAACAAGGUUGGUUGGUCCUUCUGGUGUGGAAGAGUAUAGAAAUCUUUCAUCUCAGGUUUUGGAAACUGUUCAUAGGAUUAAUGUAGGAGGUAUGAAAAUAACUCCUUUUAAUGACACCCUUUGGAGAACUUGGAUUCCUGAUGAGGAUUAUUUGGUUUUUAAGGAAGCAGCUAAACAUGCAGUAAGCACUCAUACACCUGAUUACCAGAAGGGAGGUGCUACUCCAGAGAUCGCGCCUGAAAAUGUUUACAUGACUGCUCAACAGAUGAAUAGGGAAAACUCAAGUUUAGCUUCAAGGUUUAAUAUAACAUGGAAUUUUCCUGUGGCUCGUGAUGGCGUUUCACAUUUGAUUCGGUUGCAUUUUUGUGAUAUUGUUAGUACUUCGCUCAACUUGCUUUACUUUGAUGUGUAUAUCAAUGGUUACAUUGCAUAUAAGGAUCUUGAUUUGUCAGCACUAACAUUCCACACUCUUGCAUCACCGGUCUAUGUGGAUUUUGUUGCUAAUUCAGACGAUUCAAGUGUUAUUCAAAUAAGUGUUGGUCCUUCUGACCUGAGUAGUUCUAUUAGGAUUAAUGCCAUAUUGAAUGGUGCAGAGAUAAUGAAGAUGGUCAACGAUGUUGAUAAUACUAAUAUUUUCCACAGGAGGAAGCAUUUAUGGGAGUUGAUAGGUUCAAUUGCUGGAGGAAUUGUCAUCGCAUUUUUUGUUGUGACUAUUUUUCUACUUGCUACCAGAUGCAGGAAGAGAAAAUCAAAAGAAAGUACAGUGGAAAGUGUUGGAUGGACGCCUUUGCGAAUGUUUGGAGGGAGUUCCCUUAGUAGAACAUCCGAACAUGGUUCAUAUGGAUAUCUUGGAAUGAAGAUUCCUUUUGCUGAAAUACAAUCAGCAACAAACAAUUUUGAUAGAAAUUUGAUUAUAGGCUCUGGUGGAUUUGGUAUGGUCUACAAAGGAGUACUCAGAGACAAUGUAAAAGUUGCUGUCAAGAGAGGUAUGCCAGGUUCAAGACAAGGCCUUCCAGAAUUCCACACUGAAAUAACAAUUUUAUCAAAAAUUCGCCAUCGACAUCUUGUUUCACUGGUUGGUUUCUGUGAAGAAAAUUCAGAAAUGAUACUUGUUUAUGAGUAUGUAGAAAAGGGUCCAUUGAAAAAGCAUUUAUAUGGUUCGUCACGGCAAUCCCCUCUCUCUUGGAAGCAGCGGCUUGAGAUAUGCAUUGGUUCAGCUAGAGGUCUGCACUAUCUUCACACCGGUUUUGCUCAAGGAAUCAUCCACCGCGACAUUAAAUCGACAAACAUAUUGAUCGAUGAAGAUAAUGUAGCCAAGGUUGCUGAUUUCGGUCUAUCGAGAUCAGGGCCGAGCCUCGAUGAAACACAUGUGAGUACCGGUGUGAAAGGUAGUUUUGGUUAUCUUGAUCCUGAGUAUUACCGAAGGCAACAGCUUACGGAUAAAUCAGAUGUGUAUUCAUUUGGUGUUGUGCUUUUUGAAGUUCUUUGUGGCAGACCUGCUGUUGAUCCACAACUGACUAGGGAACAGGUGAAUUUAGCUGAAUGGGCGAUUGAAUGGCUGCAGAAGGGAAUGCUGGAUCAUAUUGUUGAUCCUCAUCUUGUUGGAGAUAUUAAACCAAGGUCAUUGAAGAAAUUUGGUGAGACAGCAGAGAAAUGUUUGGCUGAAUAUGGUGUUGAUAGACCAACUAUGGGUGAUGUCUUGUGGAAUUUGGAAUAUGCACUUCAGCUCCAAGAAAGUGAUCGCAGUGCUAGUGAAGCAGUUAAUGAAACAACAACGAUUGUUCCUGAAAAUUCUACCAGUAGAAUAGAGAGAAAUUAUGAUAAUGAUUAUUCAGACAUAAGUACUAGCCGAGUGUUUUCACAGCUAAUGAAUAAUGAUGGCAGAUGAAUCCUGACUGAAAUAAUCAUUGGCCACGCUUUAUUUAUCUCACGGUCGAUAUUCGGAUUACCAGGGUCCCUUUCCCUCGAAACCGGAGAUGAAAGAAGAUAGAGAGAGGUGCAUAGUGCAAAUAUAACCAGUUCAUUCUGAUGUAAUAAAAAUUCAUUGAUUAUAAGGUAUAACACCAUUGCCUAGGCUUUGAUUUUUUUUUUUCUAUAUAUUUUUAUAUACAUGUAAUUCAUCUUUUCAUCUAACAUUUUCUGCAAAAGGCUGCUUUAGGCUCCUUAUACAACAUAACUUCGCCGAGAGUUUCUUAGAAAUGUUUGAAUAUUAUUGUAGUUUGGCAUUGGAGAGAUGCUUCAAAUUUGUUUUAGUAUGAUACUUUCAUGUUAUGCAGAAACUAUUAAAUUCUAGAGCUGAUUCAGUCAUAGACUCAAAAUUGUGUUCAGCUGUAGGUUUCUUUAAGGUCUGUUUGGAUGAUAUAAAUGGAAUUAAUAUUUCAGCUAAAA
Messenger RNA from Medicago truncatula (barrel medic), 3242 nucleotides. RefSeq names its product probable receptor-like protein kinase At5g24010. The transcript has a single exon. Gene Ontology annotation, biological process: protein autophosphorylation. The coding region runs from base 244 to 2742 and encodes 832 amino acids. Gene Ontology annotation, molecular function: ATP binding; transmembrane receptor protein tyrosine kinase activity. Lineage: Eukaryota; Viridiplantae; Streptophyta; Magnoliopsida; Fabales; Fabaceae. Gene Ontology annotation, cellular component: plasma membrane; plasmodesma. The record is from RefSeq and is a predicted model, not a curated record.